UUCCCGUGUGUGGAGUAAUACAACGUUGACACCAGAAAUUUGUUCAUUUUUGUCGCAGUUUGCCAUUUAUACAUCUAAUUAAUCGUAUCUGUGUUCCACUAAAGCAUCAAGCUUAGCCGUAGGAUAUUAUGUCUAUAACAGAAUUUCUCAAAGACCUACCCUGCCACAAUGAGGAAAACUUUUCGUUGUUUAACACUGAGAAUGGCGUGAAGACGUCCUCAAAGCGGCCGUCGGUGUACAUCCAGACCGCCGAAAUUCCCUCUGAACAGGUGAUAGUUACCGAGAAAAAGAACAUUUUGCUUCGCUAUCUGCACCAACAAUGGGAUAAAAAGAAUGCACCAAAAAAGCGCGACCAUGGUAGCGAACCAUCCAGCGAUGCCCUCAGAAAGCGACCAAGACUGGAAAACCGUGAAAACAAUAACACGUAAAACGGUAGUUCAUUCCUUGCAAAUUAAGAAGUGCAGCGCAAACAUUAAAUUGAAACCAAUGCACAUCCCAUCUUGAACAGCAAUCACAUCCCAAAUUGUUUUCUCGUCUGUUUGAUCGGUCAAGAUUUUUGGUUUAAGUUGAACGAACUAAUAGACGUUGUACGAACCCUCUCGUGGUAUCAAUACAAAUCUAUUGACGUAGGAAUAAAGGAAGAUGAGAUGCUCAUUGGUGUGCAGUUUCCGGAAACUACAUUAUAGUACUUUCGUUUUUGCAGUUGUUUUUGAACUUGGUGUAAAUUUGUGCUCAGUUUAUUUUGUUCAUUUUCUCCGGUAUUCUAUUUCUAUUUGCUAAGGCGCAGGGGUAAAUAUGCGAAAGAAAUUUACUGACAUUAUCGCGAACAUUUCCGAUGGAAGACUUCCGUUAUCGACUAUUGUAAUAUGCCGAAUGCGAAACGUAUCCCGGUAAAUCUCGUCUUUUGCUUGAUUUGAAACUAUGUACAUGCUAUUAACACUCACUGACGGUAGCAUUUCGAUACAAUUAGGAAAUAUAUU
Sabethes cyaneus is the source of this 980-nucleotide messenger RNA. RefSeq names its product DET1- and DDB1-associated protein 1. Bases 129 to 428 code for a protein of 99 amino acids. NCBI's taxonomy places the organism in Eukaryota, Metazoa, Arthropoda, Insecta, Diptera, Culicidae. Gene Ontology annotation, biological process: positive regulation of proteasomal ubiquitin-dependent protein catabolic process. The transcript is spliced from 4 exons. Gene Ontology annotation, cellular component: Cul4-RING E3 ubiquitin ligase complex. The record is from RefSeq and is a predicted model, not a curated record.